GUUUGCUUCUUUCCGGUACUAAUAGUCAGUGGCCAUGACUACAGGGUUGGUCCCAGUUGGCCCCCAAGAUACAUAAUCUCGAGUCUUCCCUGCUUAAGGGUAGUGAUUCUUUUUAUCUGUGGUCUGUGUCCUUCGUCCACCGUGCUCUGGGCGCCAUUUUCCUUACAAACGAAAACAACCACCAAGUAUGGCUGGUGACAACCCCCCCGCUGCUGGGGAGCCGGCCAUGCCCACCCGAAUUUCUUAUUGGCGCCUUCUGCUCGACCAGGGCGUGUUUACCCAAGAAAUCCUCGAUUAUCCAUGGGAGGGCUCUGGCACGGAAGACGACCCAUACCUCGUCACCUGGAUUCCUAACGAUCCUCGCAAUCCCAUGAAUUUCCCCGCCUGGCGCAAAUGGCUGUAUACUAUAACCGUGGCUUGGGCCACACUCGCUGUGUCAUUGGUCUCGUCAGCGUACAGUGGAGGAGUCGAGCAAAUAAUGGAAAGUUUUCAUGUGGGCACUGAGGUAGCCACGCUCGGCAUUUCGCUCUUCGUGCUGGGCUUCGCUAUCGGCCCUCUGCUCUGGGCCCCCAUGAGCGAGCUCUGGGGCCGUCAAUACCUCUUCUUUGUCAGCUAUUGUGGGCUGGCGGCGUUCAACGCCGGCAUCACCGGCUCCAAGAACAUCGAGACCCUUAUCGUCCUACGCUUCUUCGCGGGCGCGUUCGGAUCGUCGCCCUUGACAAACGCCGGAGGAGUGGUGGCGGAUCUGUUUCCCGCGAAGCAGCGGGGGUUGGCCAUGAGUAUCUUCGCAGCGGCACCGUUUAUGGGUCCAACCAUCGGCCCGGUUUGCGGAGGCUUCCUGGGGAUGAACGCGGGGUGGAAGUGGGUGAUGGGCUUCUUGGCUGCUUUUUCCGGUCUUCUCUGGAUCAUCGGUAGUCUGGUGGUACCGGAGACCUACGCCCCGGUGUUGUUACAGCAGCGCGCAAAGAAGCUGACCAAGGUGACGGGAAAGAUUCAUCGAAGCAAGACGGAGGCGGAGAAGGGGAAGGUGCCCUAUUCCACCGUCUUCAAGACAGCCCUGUCGCGGCCGUGGCUUCUUCUGUUCCGCGAGCCGAUCGUCUUCCUAUUAUCCAUAUACAUGGCAAUUAUCUAUGGGACGUUAUACAUGAUGUUCGCAGCAUUCCCAAUUGUGUACGAGGAGCUACGCGGUUGGAACCAGGGCGUCUCGGGUCUAUCAUUCCUGGGGGUCAUGGUAGGCAUGAACAUAGCAGUCCUGUACAGCAUCUGGGAUAAUAAGCGGUAUGAAAGGACUGAUGAAGCUCACAAGGGAUUUGCACCUCCAGAAGCGCGUCUCCCUCCAUGUCUGAUGGCCUCGGUGAUGAUCCCCUUGGGCCUCUUCUGGUUCGCUUGGACCAAUUACCCUUCGAUCCACUUCAUGGCGAGUAUCGCGGCCUGUGUGCCUUUCGGGUUCGGAAUGGUGCUGGUCUUCCUCAGCUUAAUGAACUACCUUAUUGAUGCCUACACCAUCUUCGCAGCCUCGGUGCUGGCCGCCAAUUCCGUUCUGCGCUCGAUCUUUGGCGCCGUCUUCCCGCUCUUCACGAC
Molecule: messenger RNA, 1581 nt
Organism: Aspergillus welwitschiae
Lineage: Eukaryota; Fungi; Ascomycota; Eurotiomycetes; Eurotiales; Aspergillaceae
Product: MFS transporter
Exons: 1
Biological process (GO): transmembrane transport
Molecular function (GO): transmembrane transporter activity
Source: RefSeq, a predicted model, not a curated record